UUUGAAGCGAAUAUGGCCGACAUGGACGGGAGCUGAAAAUGGAAAUAUCGAUGAAGCUCAUUAGUCAAAUAGAUAGCUUUGAAAAUGUUCAAGCUCUUGUCAAACAAGAUUUAAGAGAACUUGGAAUAAAGGUACCGAAAGGCAAAAAGUUAAAACGACAGGGUUGUUUGAAGAAUCAGGGAGAUGGCCAUGGGGAUAUAUUUGGGAAUUUCCUGUCUUUAGUGCCAUGUGUUUACAUAGCAGACUGUGGAUAUGUUCCAAAAUUGCUUGUGGAUGCAGCAUCCCUGAUUCAUGAAAACAUUGAACAAGAAGGACUGUUCCGAAAGUCGGGGGCUGUCAGUCGGCAGAAACAGCUCAAGCAACAAAUUGAGAAUGGAAAGGGAGUACAUGGUGCUAAUGUUUAUGAUGUGACAGGUUUGAUCAAACAGUUCUUCCGGAAGCUGCCUGAUCCUUUAUUGACCAGUGUGUACCAUGACUCCUUCAUCAAAUGUUACCACAUUGACCCCUCCGAUGUCUCCACCCAGGCGGUUCUGUCUCUCUGUCUACUGUUACCGGGGGAACACCUCAGCACGCUCCGCUACUUCAUGCUUCUGCUGUCAGAUGUGGCAAAUUGUGCAGAGCAAAACAAAAUGGAUGCCACCAAUCUGGCAGUAGUAUUGGCACCCAACAUCAUGCAUCUAAACAACAAGACAGAAAAAAUGAAUUCUUCAGAGGAGAAGUUACUGCAAGUUCAGACAGCCAUUGUGGAGGUUUUAAUCAGAAGUGCUUCUAUGAUAGGCAUGGUAUCACCUGAGGUGUAUGAGAAGGCUUCUCUCAUCACUGAGAUUUUUGGAACUGAUGAUGAGCUGGAUGCAAGCUGUGAUACACUGGAGGAGUCCAGGGAUCUUAAAAAGAAAGAGAAACGGCGGAAAAGAUCAGGGUCAUUUCAAGGUGUAAUUAGCACUAUAGCUAAAAGUGUGACCAAAUGGAGGAGGAGUACUGAUGGCAAGUCAAAUACAAGUCAGUCAAGCAACAUGAGCACCAUGAGUCAGUACAGCAACAAAAGUCACAUCAGCAACAAGGCCAAUUCCAGCAACUUACAGACCAUACACACAGAUAUUGCUACAGCAACCCCAGUGGUUAUCAGGAAAAGGAAAGCAUCAGGAGAAAUGCCUUUCUCAGCUUCAAAAAAGAAAGCAAUUUUGAAAAAUCUUCCAAACCAAGCAACUCUUGCAAAUACCCCCUACACUCCAGCAUCUACUGUCAAGAAAUUGGAUAUCAAUGAAAUGAAGAGAGCUGGUACUCUGAACACACCCAGUAUUGCCUUCAGUAACAAAAACAAGCUGGCCUUCAGUGCUACACCUUGUCAAAGCAACAACAAAACUGCAAGAAAGAAGCUUGGCUUAUUUAGUCCUGCGAGUGCUAGGAAAGGAAGGAAGUUAUCCAGCUCCAGCAUAUCUAUCCCUAAUGCAUCCAAGAAGAAUAAAAGUAAAGGAAUUUUCAGGCGAUUUAGUGGAGGAAAGGGGGAUAACCAGCCCAUGGCAAUCUCAUCAGAUUCCCAAAUGUCUGAUAGCAUUGGUCAGCGCCUGGCAGGACAGGACGAUGAUGAUUCUAAUAGCCCCGGUCCAGACAAUGUCAACACGUCCAGUACAGCACUAGAUGUCUCCAAUGGUUCACUCAAUGUAGAUCAGUCCAACUUCACGUUUGGUCCAGAUCAGUCGAUUAUUUCUGUCUGUGAUGACAGGAACUCACUGAACGAAGGUUUUAUCUGCUCAGAAGAUGUUGACAUGUCACAGGCAGACACCACAACUCUAUCCUCGGUGUGCUCAGAUGGAGCAAUCAAUCGGAACAGAUCGUCAACCUGUGGAGAACCUGUUAGAACUUGUUUAUCAGAUUCCUCUGUUAACUGUUCAAGGUUAGGGUCAGACUCUAGUGUGGACAGAUCAGAUGUGUUUGAUAAAAGUCUAAAUGUAAGUAAAAGAACUAAAAUUCUGAGAAGAGGUCGGCCUAACUCACUGAAAGCUGGACUUUUAAGUGGAGAGCCAAGGAAGGUCCAAAAUCUGCGGCGAAGUUUUGGGUUAGAUAAGUCUGAAAUAAGUGACCCAAUUCCUUUGUAUGUCCCAGAUGUUGCUGACAUGGAAAGCACAAGCCUUAAUAAAUCAAAUGAACAUGAGAGACAGCAUGAAGUAAGUUCCGUCAAAGAAACUUUGAAAGAUAUCCAAGCUCUGGAAUCAAACCUUAAUUCCCAGUCUUUCAGGAAAAGUUUGAGUAUCAAUGAUCUGUCCUUGAAAACUGAAAAUGACACCCAGUCCUUACUAGUUGGUAAAACACAAGAUGGUGAAAAGGUUACUGAAAAUCCAAAGUUUCAAACUUGUGACAGUACAGAUAGUCUACUGAGUGGACAGCAGUCAGUCAGUGCUUCACCAGAAACGAAGAAAAAGGCAAUGCAGAGAUCCAUAUCUACUGACAGUGGGAAGGGCUCAAUGUUUGAUGAGUCUGGAGUCAUGGAUGCAAGCUCAAGUCAAGAUGCUGACCAGUUUUUGGAUGGUAAUUUGGGUAUGGAUGUCAUUGAAAACAUCCUGAGUGCUGGGGCUCCUUCUAGUGUAACUGAGAACAAAGAUGAAAAAGAAAUCCGAAAAUCCUUAUCUUCUACAAAUCUAGUCAAGGGAGACAAACCAAGAUUAAGCAUAAGCAGAUCACAGAGUGUGUAUAAUGCAGCAUCAAAACGACAGCCAAAUAUUACACCCAAUCUACAAAUCUCCACCGAAACACAUAAUCUGUUAUCUAGAGCAGGAUACAUAUCCAAGAAAGGAAUGAAAAAGACAUCAGAUGAUGACUUUCAAGUAAUGGGACCACCACCACCAAGAAUUAAACAAGCUGAAUUCCACAAGCCUAAAAGGGAGAGCAUCUUGGAAUUGAAAGUAAAACAUGCUGGCAGAGUGGCAGCAAGUAUAAAACAGUUUGAAACUGGGGACAUCACUCCUGCAAUAGCGAAUAAAGCAGUAGAGAAUAUAGCAAGUGCAGACCUAGUUGAGAGGCACAAUUCACCAUUAAGAUUUCCUAACUGUGUCUCCAGGAAAGCAGGGGCUUCACCACUUAAAUUACCAUCAAUGCUGACCAGGAAAGAAUCUCUGGCCAACAAGAAAAGUGACUGUCAUCCUAAUAAACUCCUCAGUAAGGGACAGGCUAGACUUCCCAUCUCUACCCAGCUACUCAAACCCACAGAGCAAGCCACUGUCACGAAUGUUGAUACCCCAAAUACGGGGUCGAAUUUUAGAAAACCAGUCAGACGACCCAGUAUUUACUAUGCAAAGGAUGGUGAUACUCCUAAAGUAGACAAGUUCAAGGAUACCAGGAUAGAUGACAGUGUGUUUGAAGCUGCUGUUGCUACACCCUUACCAGAAGAACCAAUGGAAACAAGUGAAGACAGCAUUAAAGAGAAUCCACAAAAUAAAGAGAAUGUUUCCACAAUAGAGUCCAUUAAAGAAGAGGAAUCAGAAGACUCCAUAUCUGAUACCCUUACUGGAACUCCGCUGAAAUCAGAGACUAUUGAUAAUGUAAAAACUGCAAAGCUUCCUAAAAUUUUACAGCCCCUUGGGGACAGUGUGAUUCUCAGGAGCCCGGCAGGUCUGACCCCCAAACAAAUGCUGCAAAGAUCCCAGACGACCUGUUCCCCACGGUCACCCAUUAAAGCAGUCAAACGACUCGGAUCAUCACCAGGGUCACCAGCUCUGAGCAGACGACACUCCAUGUCACCUCGUCGUACACAACACAAGAUUUCCCUCCCGGCCUCAGUUCCAGAAUAUCUCCAUGAUGAGAUGAAUGGAAUGUAAAUUAUUGAAAUUCAUUGUUCUUUCUCAUAAUUUGUAGUAUAUAUGCAUACAACUGUAGUGUCAUCAUGGACUUGACAUGCUUUAGGAAUCAAAAGGGACAAAGUAUACUACAAAGUAUUAAUAAAUACAGUUUGUAAAUAUUCAUGAAUUCUGAGUGACUUAUGAUGACAGGGUAUGUUUUAAAUGUUGCAUGCAGAAUCCUCAAGGAUUUCUAAGUAUCAGUGGAAUAUGUGUUAAUUGAUCACAUGCUUUUUGUGCUAUUUUAUACAUAGGUUGUAAUCCUAUUUUAUUAAUAUUGAUAACUUAGUUUUAUAAGGAACUUUGUAAAUAGAUGAUAGCAAUCAUGCUCUUUCCUUUUAGAUACAUUAUAUGUAUAACAGUACCUUGCCAGUUGAACAUUAUUUAUUUCCUUUUACCAUGUUGACUCGUCUUUAUACAGUUUAUUACAGUGAGUUUUCCUUCGUGUAUAAUUGAUCAGAUUUAAUAACUUAACUAUUUUUAUUGCUUUUAAUUAAUAUGAAAUUUUACACCUCUGGUUAUAAGGUAAGAUUUUAUCCUUGACAGACUAUUUUUUGCAAAUAUGAAAUGAGGACAAUUUUCAUAUUCAGUUAAUGUUUAUUUAAUACCAGGUUUGUUUUUUUUUACCAAGAACAGGAGCAAAUAUUUCCACUUAAAACAUGAAUGGACUAAGUUCUUGGGCUGUAACUUCUAGGCCUCUGUAUUUUUUUUUUAUAUCUGGUAAAGAGAAUCAGAUUAAAGGCAUACCGAUUCUUCUAUUGGUUUUAAUUUUUUUCCCUUUCUGAUUGUGAAAUGUUUAAAGCUUUUUAUGUUUGAGAAUAAAAUGAUUUUUUAUUUACCCAUAUGUUAAGGUUAGGUCUUAUCGGUCAGUAUUGUAAUUCCUCGUAUUCUUGUCAUGUCUCAAUUUUAAUUUGCAGCAAGAUUCAUACUAUUUUUUUCUACUAAUUAAUCAUAAAGUCAAUCUUAAUUUCUUAAAAAAUGUUUAAUUUUUUGAAACAUGUUAAGCAUGUUGUUUAGAACUUGUAUACGGUUCUAAAGACCUCUGCAUUUUACACCACAUGCCUCUGAAAUGAAUGAUUUUUUGUACCAUACAAUUCUCGAGUUUUGUUCUUGAUGGACAUCCUCCUGAUUCUCUAUAGUGAUUAUGCAUGUUAUCUGUCUCCGCCCCUUCUUUCUCUGUAUUCUGUGAUCUCCCUUUGCUGGCAAGCGAAAUCUGCUCCUCUCUGCAUCCUUAAACUAGUUAAUAUGGACUGUUUCUUUAUUACAAAAUAGUUUUGCUAAAUAAACCAAUUAAAUUACAA
Molecule: messenger RNA, 5131 nt
Organism: Saccostrea cuccullata (small rock oyster)
Lineage: Eukaryota; Metazoa; Mollusca; Bivalvia; Ostreida; Ostreidae
Product: rho GTPase-activating protein 11A-like
Exons: 9
Coding region: 39-3812 (1257 amino acids)
Biological process (GO): signal transduction
Source: RefSeq, a predicted model, not a curated record